Messenger RNA from Syzygium oleosum, 1549 nucleotides. Its product is annotated as MYB-like transcription factor EOBI. Gene Ontology annotation, molecular function: DNA-binding transcription factor activity; sequence-specific DNA binding. Gene Ontology annotation, cellular component: nucleus. Bases 249 to 1166 code for a protein of 305 amino acids. Gene Ontology annotation, biological process: regulation of DNA-templated transcription. The record is from RefSeq and is a predicted model, not a curated record. Lineage: Eukaryota; Viridiplantae; Streptophyta; Magnoliopsida; Myrtales; Myrtaceae. The transcript has 3 exons.
UAGGGGGUAAGAACUUGUUGGCCAAAUACAUCUUCUGACCCCAAAGAAAAAUUAUGUUCGAUAUGACUUGUAUAUAAAGGCAACGAACAUGUGGAAAAAGCUCAAAAAAACAAGGGUUUACUUUACUAUUCUGAGUCAUCUACUUCUAGUUUAGAAUCAUUAAAUUCUUGGACUCACUUUCGCUUCGUCCAUCACUCGUGAGUUCUCAGAAACUUCACAACCGUCCUCUGCUCUACACCAACCGUUGUAUGCCUGGUUUUACUUGGACUAGGAGGAUGAGCAUGUCCGGAGAAGAAGAGGGCGACCUGCGGAGAGGGCCGUGGACUCACGAAGAAGACAAUUUGCUCAUUCACUCGAUCACGUGCCACGGCGAGGGGCGCUGGAAUAUGUUGGCAAAAAGCGCAGGAUUGAAGAGAACUGGCAAAAGUUGCAGAUUGAGGUGGCUGAAUUACCUGAGACCCGACAUCAAGCGUGGGAAUCUCACCCCGCAGGAACAGCUUCGGAUCCUUGAACUUCACCACAAAUGGGGCAACAGGUGGUCGAAAAUCGCGCAGUAUUUACCAGGAAGGACUGACAACGAGAUCAAGAACUACUGGAGGACCCGAGUGCAGAAGCAAGCGCGCCAGCUCAACAUCGAAUCCGACAGCGAGAGGUUCCUCGACGCAGUCCGCCGUUUCUGGAUGCCCCAGCUGCUCCAGAAAAUGGAGCAAGCUUCAUCCUCUGAUCAAACAACAAGGACUUCUGAUAUGAGCAUGAACUGUUCUGUUUCUGCGUCUCCAUUAAAUUAUCCCCCCUCCACAUCCCCACCCAGCAAAUUGACCCAGAACUCGAAUUCUUCGAUCGAAGUCUCGAGUUAUCCGAUGACCGAUGCAGAUAUUUCUCCGAAUUUCCCAAAAACGGGACAGACACCCAAAAUUUCUGAAGAAUUCUCAAAGGCAGAUGUAGUUGGCAUUGGUAACAGUACUGUGUACAACCCAAUACUUGCGGAUGACAGUUACUUCGGGGAUGGCACAUGCUAUGACGUGAUCAACUAUGCCGCCAUGUCAGCACUGGGCGCUUGCAACGCGGUGCCGUCACAGGGCCACACGGAAGGAAGCAACUGGUCGGUUGAUGACGUGGCGGAUGCAUAUUGGACGGUUGAUGACAUAUGGAAGUUUAGAGACUAAUGCAGAGCUGGAGGAUAGUCUAGUUGUUUAUGCAUAGACCCACCACAAGGAUCUUUUCAAUUGGGUUACAAUUUCUACUUAGGAAUUCAUCAUAAGCUUCUUCUAUGACACACUAGAAGUGGGUUCGAUUUUAUAUGCGGGUGAUGUUUAUAGUUCCUAUCUUGGGAAAAUUUAUGGCACGACCUUAACACUUAUCCAAGCAGUGCCCUAACGUAGGGGUCUAGUGUAAUACACUUACUUUAAAUCAAAGCAUCGUAUGAAAAUGGUAGAUAACUUCUUCAUUGAUCAGCCAAAAGAUGGUAGAUGAUUAUUCUUAUGGUAUAUCACACUGUGUCAUGUCUUACCAUCUUUUAUGCAAAUAAAUUAUUCCCUUAUUCUGAACA